Molecule: messenger RNA, 1896 nt
Organism: Elephantulus edwardii (Cape elephant shrew)
Lineage: Eukaryota; Metazoa; Chordata; Mammalia; Macroscelidea; Macroscelididae
Product: zinc finger protein 615-like
Exons: 6
Coding region: 1-1896 (631 amino acids)
Biological process (GO): regulation of transcription by RNA polymerase II
Cellular component (GO): nucleus
Molecular function (GO): DNA-binding transcription factor activity, RNA polymerase II-specific; RNA polymerase II transcription regulatory region sequence-specific DNA binding
Source: RefSeq, a predicted model, not a curated record
AUGGGCAAUUUCUCCUUCUCGCACUGCGACCGUGGCAAGUGCUGCUCUAAGAAGUCGAGCCUCAACAGGUAUCACAAGAUCCAUGCGGGCAAGAAGCCCUUCCAUUGCACUUGCACCUUACUCCCGCUACUCCGCGGCAAGGAGAGACCCGCAAAACUAGCCCUCAAGACACGGGAACGUGGGCACAAGCCCGCUAGUGCGCAAGCGGAGGGCUCGUGCCGGGUGCCGGUGGGCCGCGGCGCGCACAGAGCCUUCGCGAAGCUGGGUUGCUCUGGCACUGCCUCUCUGCCCGCCGCCGUGCUGCUGGGACCCGCGGCGGGGGCGGGGUCACUGACGUUGGACGAUGUGACCGUGAGGUUCACCUGGGAGGAGUGGCAGCUCCUGGCCCCUGCUCAGAAAGCCCUGUACCGGGAGGUGAUGCUGGAGACCCACAGUCACCUGGUGUCCAUCGACGGUGAGCAGUUUCAUACUGGAAUCAAAUUCCCCAAGAGCCAAAGAUGCAGGCCCACCAAGUCCCCAGCUGUUAAGCAUCAAGAAUGUGACAAGAGGAAGAAGCCCCAUGCGUGCGGCGAGUGUGGGAAAGCCUUCCACAGGAAGUGCUCCCUCGCUGACCAUCAGUUCCUCCACGUGGGACAGAAGCCAUAUAAAUGCGGGGAGUGUGGCAAAGCCUUUCUCCAGUUAAAACAGCUCAGUGUCCACCAGAAGAGGCAUUUGGCAGAGAAACCGCACACGUGCGGGGAGUGUGGGAAGGGCUUUAUUAAGAGAACAGAGCUCACCAUUCACCAGCGGGUUCACACUGGAGAGAAACCCUACGUGUGCGAGGAGUGUGGGAAAGGAUUCAUUAACAAGACCGCUCUCACGAUGCACCAGCAAAUUCACUCCGGGGAGAAGCCCUGUAUAUGCAGCUCCUGUGGCAAAGGCUUCAACCGCAAGGGCAGCCUCGUGGUCCAUCAGCGAAUCCACACGGGCGAGAAACCCUACGUCUGUGGCGAGUGCGGCAAAGGCUUCACCUACAAGCGCGGUCUCGUUAUCCACCGGUGGACGCACACUGGCGAGAAGCCCUACUUGUGCAGUGAGUGCGGCAAAGGUUUGAAGCAUAAGAAGAGUCUCACCAUCCACCAGAGAACCCACACGGGAGAGAAGCCAUACGUGUGUGAGGAGUGCGGCCGGGGCUUCCACCAGAAGGCGGGGCUCACCAUCCACCUGCGAACGCACACGGGAGAGAAGCCGUACGUCUGUGAGGAGUGUGGCAAGGGCUUCAGCCAGAAGUUGUGCCUGAUCGCACACCAGAGGUUCCACACGGGCAAGUUCCCCUUCUCCUGCAGCGAGUGCAGCAAGUGCUUCUCCCAGAAGUCGAGCCUUAACUCCCAUCGCAAGAUCCACACGGGCGAGAGGCCCUUCCGUUGCAGCGAGUGCCAGAAAGCCUUCCGGUCCAAGCAAGAAUUCACGGCCCAUCAGAGAUCACACACGGGAGAAAAGCCCUACGGCUGCCAGGAGUGCGGGAAGGCUUUCUCUUACGCCUCCAGCGUUUACUUGCACAGGAGAAAACACAAAAAGGAGAAGCUUUUGGAUGGGCUCAGUGUUGGAGACCCUGUCCCAGAGAGUCAUAGCCCAUCCCUUAACAGUGAACUUCAGGGAAAGAGCCCUGUGAGUGAAGGGAAGCUUCCUGGGGCAACUCAGACAUCAGGAAACAAUGAUGGACUCCUAGCUAAGAAGGACAUGGGUCUUGUUGGACAGCCUGAUCUCAGAGGUGGACCACUGGGAGAUAACAGAGAAUUGGCCCAGCAGAGAAAUCCUGUGGAUACAGUGAACGGGCUUAUAUCCCUCAAUGUCGUCCCUGUCAUGGUCCCUUCAGUGUCCAGUGAUAUAUUAUUUUAUGUCCUACAGAAUCCAUAG